UUCUUCUCGAGAGUACUUCAUACUUUUCAGAUAAUCCAGCUAGAAUGUCCAAUACAAUGGAGCUGGGACUGAAUGAGAAAUUUAUCGAGCUAUAUGAAAAGCUAAAGGAUGAGGCACCAAAAACAAUUGUUAUUUAUGGCGAGUCCGGAGUUGGGAAAACAUGGAUGGCUAAGAAGUUAAGUGAUCAUGCAGUUGAGGAUGGUAGCUUUGAUUUAAGCAUUUGGAUAUUUAUGUGUAGAGAUCAUGACAUGAAAGCUCUUCGCGACACUGUAGCUCGCCAGAUGUCUAUACAACUGGAGUACAGUGAUGAGUGGGAGAUGACGGAUGAGAUUAAUGAAGAUGAGAAGAAGGAAGCUGCUAAUGACAAGAAAGAUAGCAAAAAGGACGAGGAGAUGAAGAAGAAGGAAGAGGAGGAUAGAAAGAAGAAGGGAGAGGAGGAGAAAAUGAAGAAGGAAAAGACGAUUAAAGAUUUGAUGGAUCGUGCAAUAUCUGAGAAGAAGAGGAUUCUUUUUGUUUUGGAUGAUGAGGGAAGUAAAGUGAAGCAAGGAGAUAUCAUGGCGGAUUUGGAGAAUUUGCUUCAUCUUGAAAAACGAGGAAUUCCAUUCAAGGUUUUGGUUACUAGAGUCACAAGCGGUGAAGCUCCUGAUGAAUUUAGGUUUGAGCUGAAAGCUUUAGCCGAUCAGCAGUUAUCUUCUUUUCUGGUGGAAAGAAUUGGUGAUGGUGUUCCGGGCUUGGCUACUUGGGCUAAAGAUUUUCAUACAAAAUGCAAGAGUUUGAGUAUAGCUGAUAUCAUUGUGCUAGCAAAAGCCUUGUGUCAUUUUGGGAAGGAUGGUUCCUGGCUUAAGCAACUAGACGAAAAAGUUUCAUCUUUUAAUGACAAGUACAAUGUAAUGCAGUUACUUUUUAAGGAAUAUGACCCGUUGCCAAGCAUUAUUUUACUGGACUUCUUAUACAAAGGCGACCUGCACUAUUUUCUUAAGAGCAGAAGUGUGCAUUACAAUGAAUUGAUAACCUACUGGAUAUUGGAAGGCUAUCUUGGCAACAUAAGUUCUAUUCAGAAAGCUUUUGAGAAGGGUCAUAGUAUUGUGAUGGAGCUUAUUGAAUGCCACAUGCUGAAGGAACUAGAGGGUGGUUAUGUGAUCAUUAAUCGGAAUAGGGUCUCAGGUAUAAGUGACUGGAGAGACAUGGGAUUUCAUGAAACAGUUACUAUAGGAUUGGCCACUGUUUUUGAUGAUAAUUGGACAGGAUUUGGGAGAAUCACGCAUAAAGAUGGUGUUAUCAGAACACUUUUUAAGGACAACAAAGGCAAGAAUCUUUCAACCUUGCUCCUGGAUGGAAAUUAUUUUGGAGUGGAAGACUUGAAUAAGUUCUUGAAAUAUAAGGGAGCUCAAGUUCUUGCUGUUUUUCACCCAACAAUGACAGAAUUGCCAGAAUCAGUCUCUGCUCUGACCAAACUUGAUAUACUUGUGCUUAGAGGCUGUGACUACUUGGAAAAAUUCGACCACACUCUACAGUCUAACUUGACUGUGCUUGAGAUAUCUGGUGCUACCUCCUUGACAAAACUACCAGAAGAUCUCUUCAAGGCUAUGCGUCAGCUUCGUAGCCUCAAUCUUUCUCAGCUCAAGAUUGAAUCAUUACCUUCGUCUCUUUUUGAGCUUAAAGAGAUAAAGUGGUUGAUUCUUAGAGAGUGUUCUUGCUUAAAAAGUGUCUCAGGUUCCCUCAGAAACCUAGAACAUCUUUUACAUCUUGAUCUUUCUUAUGCCUCUUCUUUUGAAUCUUUUCUUGACACAAAUUUUCACUUCAAUAAGAAACUUCAAAUACUUGAUGUUUCUAAAACCAAGAUCAAAACCUUACCAUUGCUUAAAGAACUUAAAAAGCUCACACAUCUCCUUUUAAGUGACUGUGCUGAUUUAGAUAGACUGCGGAGCAUUGCUCCACUCACUAGUCUCCAGACUCUUGAUAUUUCAGGGGCUACAAAGUUCAAAGAGUUUCAUGAUUUAUCAUUAGAAAUGGUUGGUGAACUUAAGAUCAUUAAUCUAUCCGAUACUUCUCUUGAACUCCUACCUUCUCAUAUCAGCCAUCCACGACAACUCUUUCUUAAACGCUGUCUUAAGCUCAAGCAAUUAGAAUGCAUGGAUUCUCUCGAAAAGCUAGAGAUACUUGAUCUUUCUGGUUCUACUCAAUUGUCCGCAAUUGAAGAUGACUUCUUUGAUACCACAACAAGCCUUCAAGAACUCAACCUCUCAGAAACCAAAGUUAAAAAAUUACCAUCACUCUCCAAACUUCAAAAUCUCCGCCAGCUUUUACUAUCACAUUGCGAGUCAUUGCAAGAGUUGCCAGACCUGAAUGGCCUUGUAAAUCUGGAGGAGCUGGAUGCUUCUAAUUGUACAGCAUUGAAAGUGAUACCAGAUCAAUCAUUUGAGAAAAUGUCUCGUCUUCAGAAACUUGACCUUUCUAACACAAAGAUCGAGUCCCUGCCCACAUUGCCAAAUCCGGGUAGCCUCCAAAAGCUCUUACUUCAAAAUUGUAUGGACUUGAAAAAGUUUCCAAGUGAUAUAAUGCUACCUAAACUUGAAGAGCUUAAUCUUUCUGGUGUGGACCUGUCAGGAGAUGAUAGAGCUGCAUUCUUAAAGGAUAUGUCAGACCUUAAAACUCUCAAUCUAUCUGAAACCAAUGUCCAAAGUUUGCCAUCCAUGUCAAACCUCAAAAACCUCAAUGCUCUUAGUCUCAGGGGUUGCAAGCAUCUUGAAGUGGUUCCAGAUUUGGCAGCACUUACGAAUCUAGAGGCCCUGGAUCUCUCCGGAACAGCAGUUAAUGGAAUAGAGUCACUAAGGAGUUUCAAAAACCUCCGCCAGUUUCACUCAAGCACUAAAGAUUUUCUUGAUGUGACACUGAAUACUUUACUGAGUGAUACCACUACUUCUCAACUUCCCGAUGAGAUCUUGGAUUUACCACACCUUGAGCUUCUUGAAUUGCCUACGGGGAAACAAGAUCAAGAAGUUGACACCACAGAAUCAGAGAAAACAAGUCCUGAAUUGCCUACGGGGAAACAAAAUCAAGAAGUUGACACCACGGAAUCAGAGAAAACAAGUCUUGAAUUGCCUACGGGGAAACAAAAUCAAGAAGUUGACACCACGGGAUCAGAGAAAACAAGUCUUGAAUUGCCCAUGGGGAAACAAAAUCAAGAAGCUGACACCGCAGAACCAGAGAAAACAAGUCUUGAAUUGCCUAUGGGAAAACAGAAUCAAGAAGUUGACACCGCAGAAUCAAAGAAAACAAGUCUUGAAUUGCCUAUGGGGAAGCAAAAUCAAGAAGCUGACACCACAGAAUCAGAGAAAACAAGUCUUGAAUUGCCUACGGGGAAACAAAAUCACGAAGAUGACACCACAGAACCAGAGAAAACAAGUCUUGAAUUGCCUACAGGGAAACAAAAUCAAGAAGUUGACACCACAGAACCAGAGAAAACAAGUCUUGAAUUGCCUAAGGGGAAACAAAAUCAAGAAGUUGACACCACAGAACCAGAAAAAACAAGUCUUGAAUUGCCUACGGGGAAACAAAAUCAAGAAGUUGACACCACAGAAUCAGAAAAAACAAGUCUUGAAUUGCCUACGGGGAAACAAAAUCAAGAAGUUGACACCACAGAAUCAGAGAAAACAAGAGGGGACGUAAAUAAGCAACAAUGGAUGAUGUCUAGCUGGCCAGUAGACUUAGAAGUUCACAACGACAAACAUGGCUUAUAUGUAAGUUGUGCUCGACUUGAUGAGCUCUUGGAAGAUCCCUCUUUGUGGGAUACAGGUUUCAAGCAAUUCCAUUUUCUUGUUAGUCCUCUCAACCAACUCAAUGAGAAGAAAGAUUAUAAAAAACUAUACAAAAUGGAGCUUAUCUUCAGAAGUAUCUGCAUCCAGGCUUGGCAAUUUGUUCAUCCUAUGGAACAAGUACGCUCUUUGGAAAUUCGUGGAUUCCAACAUAACCCUGCAAGCCUUGAAGUUAUCCUCCAUCAUGCAGAAGUUGUAUACAUAAUUGAUAAUCCAUUUAUUACAUCCUUUUUGGAUUUUGGUGCAGAGCAUAUAAAGAACUUGAAAGUCUGUUGGAUCGAAAGAUGUGAUAACAUAAAGAGUAUUUUUGAUGCUGAGAAGAUGAAUUCCACUGCUGAACCAGAACAAAACACAAACAUGUUGGAGGAUAAUCUAGAGAUCAUUUCGGUUUCCAAUGCUCCUAACCUGAAGGGUAUCGUACUAGGUAACCUCCAUGGAAUUCUGAAAAAUCUCAAGUGUCUGCACCUUGACUGUUGCCCAAACAUUCCAACUCUCUUUGGUGCAUCACAAAAGCUGGAGAGCCUCGAGGUACUUGAAAUCAAAUUCUGUGAUGGACUGAAGACUCUGUUCGAAGAUGAGUCUGUGCAUUUGCCAAAGUUAAAAAACUUGCAUUUACGAGCUCUCCCAAAUUUGGAAAAGGUGGGCUGUGUUGCACCAAAGCUAGAGUCAUUACAAGUUGUUGAUUGCCCCAAGCUUGUAACAGUUCUCUCAACGUCCACAAAUCUCAAAGUCCUCCACGUCAAAUGCUGCGAGAAGAUGACAAGUGUCUUUAAUGACAAGCAAUCAAACAGUACUCUGCCUCAACUACAGGAAUUACAUUUGUGGGGACUGCCAGUGAUGAGUAGCAUUGGAGCUAAUGUGCCGUUUCUUAAAAAGAGUAUCGUCAGGGAAUGUCCAGUACUAGAGGAUGAUUUACGCAGUACAGACACCAAGUAGUGGAGCUCUUACUCUGAUGUAGAAUCCAGAGAACUUCCAUGUUCUUCUUCGACAUUCCUCAUUUAAUUUCAGGUGGCAUCAUUGAACUCUGAAGCCCUGCGUCGAUAUUUUCAGGACCGGUGAAUAACAUGUGCAAAUAGUCCCAUAACACAGUACCUCAAAAUUAAUUAUUUAGUUCUGCACAGGGUCUCCCAAAUUAUCGAGUCAGGCCCGGACGUCUUCAAAAUCUAUCAGCAAUUUUUUAAAUAUUUCUUUGAUCUACAGUUUUUCAAAGGUGUGCUGAGUGCAGAGUUGCAGUUUUGUCCAUAACAGCUGCUUCUCAUAACAUUCUGCUGCUCUCAUUGUUGUAAUAAUUUUAAUUUAUGUUUUUUUUUCUAAAUGGUUUUAAUUUAUGUACAAAAACUCUGGAUUGUCAUACAUGUAUGUAUAAAAUUAGUAUUGGUUUGAUAUUUCA
Daucus carota subsp. sativus is the source of this 5205-nucleotide messenger RNA. RefSeq names its product putative disease resistance protein At4g19050. The transcript has 3 exons. The record is from RefSeq and is a predicted model, not a curated record. Lineage: Eukaryota; Viridiplantae; Streptophyta; Magnoliopsida; Apiales; Apiaceae. Gene Ontology annotation, molecular function: ADP binding; protein binding. Bases 45 to 4751 code for a protein of 1568 amino acids.